AUGGCCGCUUCCACUCCUCAGGAACCUGUCAUAUUCCACAUUCCCAAGCUUCCGACCGAAUCUGUGGGAGACUUCGUCCCGUAUGUCUCGAAGCAUCCAGACACCCCUCCAACACAACUACUCGAACCUUACAAAGCUUUUGAAUCCGAGCUCCGAAAGAUUUACGCUCAAGAACCGACUCAUGAAGCUGUCUGCGCGCCCAAUGUCAAUCUCGUUCCCAUCUUCAAUGGGCAUGAGAAGGAAAUCACCGUCCGCGCUCGAUCCUUGGAGACUGAGUCCGAAGAGGAGAAAGCACAGUUCAUCAUGCCACUCGACCACAAGGAGCGGAAGAUGUCUGGCUCGCCCGCAGUAGUGACGAGCUUCAAGGAAUUUCAGAAGAACUUCAAUCUAUUCUCCGAAUCCUCUCUGAUUGAUCUCGACUGGGAUAAUGUGGUGGCCGCUGGAAGCUCCGUAACGACUUCUUUGCUCCCAGUUCCGGGGAAGUGGGCUGGCUCUAAGCGAAGUAUGCGGGAAUACUACCACGAAAACCUUGCACCAGCAAGCGACGUGGAUCUUUUUCUGUAUGGCAUGAAUGAAGAACAGGCUCUCGAGAAGAUCAAGCAGAUUGAACAGCGAGUCAAAGAUAGCAUUCUUCAUGAGGUGACAACAAUUCUCACCAAGAAUGCAAUCACUAUCGCCAGUCAAUAUCCUACUCGCCAUAUUCAAAUAGUUCUUCAAUUGUAUGACUCGGUCUCUCAGAUCAUUACAGGGUUCGAUGUCGACUGUAAGUACCAUUCCUAUCAUUUGUAUGAACCUUAUACAAGUGGCACAAUUUGUCUACUUUCUAGACAAAAUUAAACUAUUGCGAAUGGGCCAACUAACAGCUACCUAGGCGCAUGUGUGGCAUAUGAUGGAAAGCAAGUUUACGCCGCUCCCAGAGCCAUAGCUGCUUUCAUGACACAAUGCAAUACUAUUGAUCUCAGCCGUCGCUCGCCUUCCUAUGAGAAUCGACUUUCCAAGUACAGCCAUCGAGGAUUCGAGGUUCAUUGGCCUCUUUUGGACCGAACCAGAAUUGACCCAACCAUCUUUGAGCGUUCUUUUGGCCGUACUCAAGGAUUGGCUCGAUUGUUGAUCCUUGAGAAACUUCCCAAGGCUUCUGAUCGGGAUUCCUACAUGGCACAACGACGUGAAGAGCGUGGGAGACCAGCUCUGAAUCGUUGGCGCAAUCAGUUCAACAAUAGUGGUAAUCUCAAGGAGCAAGCAGAGGAUGAGGUGUCCGAUUGGUACGCUGUUUCUUACUAUCUUUUUCCCCUUGAAGCUUUUAGGGCAGUUAAAUGCUUUGAUAUAAGUUUCACGAAUACACGAAUAACUGGCUAUUUGCUACCCAUUUUUGCCCACCACGAGACGCUCUGAUUUCUCUCCCGAUACCUUAAAUCAUGAUUCAGUAUGGUAAUGCUAACUCCAAAUCUUUUGCAGGAUCUAACAACAAGAUGUGUCUUCAUAUCAUUCCAUGACAGUUCCUUAUGGUCCAAAGUAUGGGGCUGCCCGAAUUACCCGACUUCUAUAUGCAAAAGAUUUGUUGCUCAAUGCCGAGUGGAACCAAUCAAGAGAUAGAGAAGUUUAUCUUCACAGACAUCCCUGCUUCUUCACUGGCACCUCUUGCUCUGCAGAAGAUAUAUUACAAGAUUGUUGUGGUUAUUGUCCUAUUCCUCAGACUGAUGAGGAAAUUGAGGUCGCAGAGGAAGAGGGUAAAACCAAUGUUUCCGGAGCCCUUCAAUUCGUGAAAGACGACCCAGGACGUCAAGCAAUCGGAAGCUUCAAUCCAAUUACCGACGAUGAAUGGACAACCAUGGCUUACGUAGGGGAUACUGCCCGACUUUGCCAGGCGAUUGUGGAUCAUGAUAUAGAACAUGUUCAAGAUUGGCUUCAGCAAGAAGGUGUCGAUGUAAGGUUCUUCUUGGUUGUUUGUUUUUCAACUUCCGCUAACAGUUCAGGUCAAUCGAAGAGAUUUUGUUGGUCACACGCCCCUCCAUCUUGCUACCAUGACAUCAACUCCUGAAAUCGUGCAGCCUUUGAUAGAUCAUAAUGCGAGAAUUGUCGCAAGACUCCAAGACGGCAGAACAGCUUUGCAUAUCACAGCUUCUCAGGUAAAUGCUGAAAUGGUUAAAGCAUUGAUGGACAAGAGCUUAGAAAACGAGGUUGAGGAAGAUGAAAAAAGAGAGGCACGUUUGGACGCAAAGAAGGCCGAGCGUAGAGCUUUACGACAGCUCAACGGUGAUGAGGAAUCCAUUUCUACGUGGAUAUACUUAUUAUUCUCCCCCUGAGCCACCAAAGCCACAGCCUUAUAAGCCAUCUUUGUCUUUCCUCGUUCCAGAUCUAAAUACUUCGAAGAAGAUUGGGUAUAGUCGGCUUUUUGAAGCCGCUUGGGUCGGUGAUCUGGACAUGAUUAAAUCAUUGACACCUCCACCAUGGGCGUCAAAAGACGAGUCUGAUAUUUCUCCUCUUCAAAUCGCAGUCCGAGACUUCAAUGGCUUUAGCCCAUUUUCAAUUGCCGUGCUUCGGGGCCAUUUCGACCUGGCCAGGAAUAUAGUAUCUAUUGCCUUGGCGCAAUAUCACAAAGACGACAACAAAGAUCUUCGCCAGCGUUGGACCAUGAAUACAGAUGACAGUGAGGAUGAGGACUGCGACGACGAAAACGUUCUCCCAAUAUUCGCAGAGUUGAUCAACGACAGAUUUACCGUAGACAAUCUCGGAGAAGUUUCAACUGUUGUCAAGAGUACAGUGUUGCCAUCAGCGAUGAUGGAAUGGCCUUGCAGAGCGGGAAGAUUUGACGAUUCUGAAGUCAAGGAUUCGACCCACCAGCUUAGCCUUCUGCAGUAUGUUGUUGUCUCUGAUAACAUGCAAAUCCUGAAAUUCAUCAUCGACCUUGGCGCUGAAGAACAAGCAUUACUUGCAGAAGAACCUGAUGAUCAAAAAUGCUAUUCCAUGGACACUUCGAUAUUCGAACUUGCCAUUAAACUAGGUCGCACAUCGAUGAUCGCAGAAAUGAUCGAGGCCACUGGCGUUGGAAUUCCACUAACUAAAUUUGUUCAAAACAGUGGCGUUGAAGCAAAGUCUAAGCCCAAAUAUUAUCAGGGUCUCAGUGUGGGAGGCAAAAAACGUGCCGAUUGGGCUGAAGCACCUCAUAAUCAUUCUAGAGUCCAGGAGUACAACAAUAACCCAUUACUCGAGGCUGCUUCUCACAGAAGCCUUGAGUCUGUGGAGUGGUUCAUGAGCGAUGCACCUUUGUGACGAUACAAGGAAUUUGCGGCGAAGAACGAGAGUGACAAGAGAAUCAAAACUCUUCGCGAAUCCGAAAAGGGAUUUGAUCGUACUGUAGGAACAUUUUUGAAUGCCAAGAGUAAGUUCAAUUCAUUGAGAUUCAUAUAGAUGGGAAGCUGACAGGUUUAGGUGAACUUCUUUUACACUUUGCUGUGCUGUCGCGGUCAGACAAUGAGGCUGGCCUAAAUAGCAAUGUCGAGAACGACGAGAAGCACAUGGCUUUGAUCAAACAUAUUUUUUCUGUUGCCCCCGAGACCCUCGAGCAAAAGUCUUCUAAGGGUUAUACACCACUUCAGCUAGCUAUCCUUACCAACCGCAACAAGGUCGCUUCUUACCUCAUUUCUAUUGGCGCAAAUCAACGACAUCGCGAUCGAUCAGGCCGAAAUAUGCUUCAUAGUAUGGUAGCAACCCUCCACCAUCACAGAAAGAAUGCCGCAGGCUUGCAGAAUAUGAUAAGUCUCUUCAACGAGGAAGCUGUCGAAGAAAUGCUUGUUGAGCGUACGUCGCAGCCAGAAUCUGCCACACCUUUAGCAUAUUGGAUGCUACACAACGGACAAAGCUUCAUAAAGCCCGAAAUUAUCGCUGUGCUUGCCAAAUACUCGUCGGGCGAGGAUCUAACCAUGAUCAAUUCCGAGGGCGACCUCCCACUUCACUUUGUAAGUCUUAUUUGCCCUACUUGGGGUAUACGAUGAACUAACAUGAACCAGGCAAUCAAGAAAGGUCUCAGCAGCAUCACCUCAUUCCUCCUUUCCCAAAACUCAACACUGCUUUACCGCGAGAACUCCACCGGCCGCACGCCCCUCGAGAUGUCCCGAGAAAUCUACCACGCGUCAUGUGUCAAAGACCCCAUCUCCAUAUCCACCAGCCGUGCCGUUCGGACCUCACACCUAAAUAGCACAAUCCUUUCCCGCGCCCCUGCGACUUUCCUUCCGGAUUCUAAGGAACCGGAACCAGAGGAAAGCAAAAAACGCACAUUCGAAAUAUGUAUGGAAAUGGAUGAGAAGAUGGCUGCCGAGGGUGGUGAUAGAAAGAGGAGACUCGUUAGCCUGAAUGAGGCUAGCGAGGUUGCUAAGCGAGUUGGUUUGCGAAGUGGGGGUCGGCGAUAUGGCGGUUCUCAGGCGGUUAUCAAUGAUGGCUUGAUUGAUGGGGAGGGAGCGGAUGAUGUGGUUAGUAGUAAGUUGAUGAGUAUGAUGGGAGUUUAUGAGGAUUGGGUGGACUACUAGAAUUGGUGUCGCUUGUUUGUAUGAAGAGGGGGGAACGAGUUUCAUUUGUUGUCUUUGUGUUUGCUACCUAGGAAGAUUGAGGUAUGAGAGCUGGGUCUGACUAGCUAUAUUCCGGUACUGCUUUCUGAAGAGAUAUCUUUGCUUUCACUGUAGCUAAAUGAAUAUAUACGACAAAUGAGUAUGAUGAGUUUAUCCUAUUACACCUACAGUAUACGAAGGUCUACAGGACUGGAUGGGUGUUCACUUAUCGAAUUCUUUCUCCGCCAGGAUGCCAUAAACUGCUUGUAGUGAGGGACUAGAAUUUCUUUGGCAGAUCAAUCUUCUACGGAAAAUGGACAACGAAGGUAGGUAGUAUUUCUCGUCUAUGUAGUCACGUGAUGUAAAUAAGCGACUGUGCCCCUGGUUUCCUAGGUUAGGCUUGAGGCAUGUGGGAGCGAAGAUCAGCACUCCCCUUCUUCUCAACAACUAUCUUCAUCCUAUCUUUACCACUGGAUCCAAACCAAGAUUAAGUCCAGCUCCCGUGAGACGUAAAACGAAAUCCAUAUCAGUCCUCCAACUAGCAAAACUCCCCACGACAAAUCGCCCGGAAAUAUUAGCUGUGGUAAGAAUAGAGGCCGAUUUAUUUGAUGAUUCCUGUUUUCCCCGCAUUAUUACGACAGCUGAAAGCAGCAGCAGACAAUAGCAGAUAAUGCCAGCAAUCCCAGAAUUAUAGGGAUAGGCAGCUUCGAGGAAAGCCUCACUGAUACCUUUCAAGGGCUCGUGCUUAUCGCAUCACAAAGUCAAGGAUAUUGCAGCAGAUAUCGUUGGCAUCCUUUGUGGUACAAAGAUUGCCGUCGUCUGGACACUCGCCGUCAAAGUAGAAAACCCACAAUGGGGGCCUCCCAUCGACGUGCUCAAACAGCUCGUGCUACAGGUUCUUCGGCUAAUUGUUUGCUUGCUGGAGGAACAAUCCAUGACUCUGCGUGCAACAUGA
Messenger RNA from Hymenoscyphus albidus, 5496 nucleotides. The record is from the annotation of a GenBank genome assembly. Lineage: Eukaryota; Fungi; Ascomycota; Leotiomycetes; Helotiales; Helotiaceae.